Penicillium salamii is the source of this 2010-nucleotide messenger RNA. The record is from the annotation of a GenBank genome assembly. NCBI's taxonomy places the organism in Eukaryota, Fungi, Ascomycota, Eurotiomycetes, Eurotiales, Aspergillaceae.
AUGCAAGCUCGCGCUUACAGGGCUUGCGAGACCUGUCGCAGGAGUAGGAGUCGCUGCACUGGGGGACCUCCAUGUGAGACUUGUCUUGAACGUCGAAAACAGACUUGUGAAUUCAUCGCCACUGCACCUCGCAGUAAGUCUUUUGGACAGCACGCAAGGCUGGAUACCGAUGCAUGCCUUUUAUGGCGCAGUAAGAACGCAAUUUGCACGGGAGGGCCGCCCUGCGAGGAAUGCGUUGAGGGAAGUGACAUGUGUUCAUUUGAUACUGAACUUCACAUUGAGGACCACCUGGGUAAAGGUCGCAGGUCAGCCUGCCUACCGUGCCGCAUGCGGAAAACUCGUUGCACCGGCAGAGUGCCUCCUUGUGAAGCCUGUACUAUCCGUGGUUCUGAAAGUACUUGCGAGUUUGCCAAGACGACAAAAGGUGACCCCGAACUUACGACGAUGCAUAUAAACCAUCAAUGCGAUGGCGCUGCCGAGCCAUGCUGGAAGGCCGUUCCAGAGACAGAGUCAAUGCAGCAGCCUGAGAGCACUCUAGAAAUAGAGACCGACAAUGCGCCGUCACCCUGCAAUUUGACCGCGCUUGAAACGAGAAAAGUACGCCGCAGCGAGUCACUCGGCUGCAGCAAACCACUUUCCACAACCAGCAGUGCCACCUCUCUGUCUGAUUUAAGCAAAACUCCAAGCCUGGAAGCUUCUGAUCCCGAUGGAAGUGCUCACGCAUCUUCACAGAUAGGCUGCACUUCAUAUGACGAAAUACUCCACGUCCUUCCAAGCCGCCAGAUGAUCGAUUCUUUGAUAGGAAAGUACUUUACAUCAAUUUCCAUGUUAUUUUGUGUCGUCAACGCUGCCAAGUUCGAAACCGAGUAUGAGGCUUUCUGCCGCAACACUCAAGUUGUGACGCCAUCUUGGCUAUCCUUGCUUUUUGCAAUCCUAGCGCUAGGCUGUCGGGCGGAAGAAGAUUCCAGAAUACUCUGUCUCUCUGACGAUCAGUCGAUUUUCUACGAGAAAGCCGCCUGGCACUGUUUGUUGGCCAGUGACUCACCGUCUGAGCCAUCACUGAGUGCGUUGAAAGCAAUCGUACUUAUUGUCUAUGGUCGCGCACACCGUGGGCAGGAUGUAUUCAGUGAUCUCCAACUGGCUUAUCGCAUGGUGGCAUCUACCAAAGGUCAUAGCGCUGGACAGAAUGUGGUUGAGCCCACGGUAUGCGAGGAAUAUCGAUGUCUAUUGACUGGCAUGAAAACGCUUUCCCUUCUCAAUGCCCAAGUACACGACUACUACCGCAACCAGGAUCUCAUACGAGAUUUACUCCCUCCAGCUGAUAUUUACGAGUCCACUGGAAGAGCCAAUCUAUCACUGAGUGCCGAAGGAUCACCCUCGCAGAUGACUUUUACAAUCUUGAAUUUGCAACUUUUGGAAAUAUCUCAUACGAUCUUCAUGAGCGCAGAGAUUGGUUUCAAGUCCGAAUGGAGCCUGGGUGCACUUGAAACCGAGCUAUUACAAAUGGAGAAACACUGCAGCGAGGUCUACGCCAACCUUGGUCACUCUGAUUCGCAGUUGGGCUCUCACCAAGGCAGCCAUGGUAUACUGCAUUGCUACAUCAACUAUCUUGUCCAUCUUCUCUUCUUGCCUGAUCUCGACCGAUACCUGGAUGGGGACAUUACGCCUGAGACAAGAACAUCCCAACAGAAGUGCACGAUUUUUGCAAAGGCCUCGUUGCGCAAUUUUAACCUUCUAGCUGAGAACAUGCAGUGUAAAUCCUAUGCUUGGUAUAUUCGAGGUGUUGGAAGUCACUAUGCCGAACGAUCAGCAUAUGCUCUCACCAGAUGCCUUGCAGGGUUUCAAAAAGGAGAUCAAGACGAAGAGGCCAAGCAUAUCCUGAACCAUACGUUGGGAAUAUUUUCUGCAUUAUCGGACCGCAGCAUCUUCUCUGCAAGAGGAGCCUUUCUUCUUGAACAUCAAUGUAUGCCUAUGCCAUUCAAUAGCUACUCCUCGCACCUUGGUCUUUAA